AUGGAUUGCCCUCUUGAUAUGACUUCUCUGCCGGUGCUGUUGACGAAGUGCAGCCACAAGAGAAAGCGGCUGAAGACACUCAAGAGGAAGUGCAUCAAGCUUCAAAGUGCAAAGAGUGUGCUGAAGGAAGAGAGAGAGGCAUUGAGACAACGUCUAGCGAAAGCCGAACAAACUGUAAAGACUACAAACAUUAAGCUUCUUUUGGUUACGCUGUGCGCCCCUGCUCAGCACGUGUCAUUCGCACUGAAGAAUGAUGUCAGCAGCCUGGAUCUACCGGCAGUGAACUUCGACUGGCCAUUUGCUGGGACGCACCACGUGACAUCAACGACAUUCGACUUCUUGAAGACAACGCCGCCUGCUGAAGCGUAUAAAAACGACCGCAUCAACGAUUUCUUCAGAGGGCACGGCGGGACCGAGAUGGCUAUAUCGCUAAACCCCUCUGUAUUCUUCACUCAGAACGAACUGAAAUCGAAAAUUGAGAACUUAGCUGCUUCUCAGGACAAGCUUGAAUCUACAGUUAACACUCGAAUGAAUGAAGUAAUGGCAGCAAUAAAAGAACAUAAAGUAGAGAUACAGGCAUUACAGGCCGAAGCUACAUCGUUCAAAAGUAAUCUUCAAUUGCAUCAAAAACGCCUCGACGACUUGGAGGACGGAAGUAGGCGCCGUAAUCUUAUCAUUUUUGGUGUUCCCGAGCCUGAUCGUGAAAACGCUGCAGUGCUAAGAAAACAGAUAAUUGAGGAGCUGAUAGCGGAAAAACUCGGUGUGGUUGUCAACUCAGUUGAAGGAGUGCAUAGAAUUGGGGGAAAAAACCGCGAUAAAGUACGACCUGUAAUCAUGAACUUUUUUGACUAUAACGAGAAGUUGAAGGUAUUAAAAAAUUGCCAUAAACUAAAGGGAACACCAGUAUCGAUAAACCACGACUUCUGUCAAGGCACUUUAGCAAAGCGCAGCAAACUGUGGUCUCGUUCUGGGGAGUUUAAAGCUCGAGGUCAUAAAGUGUCUCUUGAUUACGAUAAGCUGCGAGUGAACGAGGAUGUGUAUGAAUGGGACGAGGAGAAUGAUUGUCUAAAAUGUAUUCGCUCUCAAGUACAACGAAGCAGA
Molecule: messenger RNA, 1101 nt
Organism: Ixodes scapularis (black-legged tick)
Lineage: Eukaryota; Metazoa; Arthropoda; Arachnida; Ixodida; Ixodidae
Exons: 4
Biological process (GO): retrotransposition
Cellular component (GO): ribonucleoprotein complex
Molecular function (GO): single-stranded RNA binding
Source: RefSeq, a predicted model, not a curated record